Messenger RNA from Cylicocyclus nassatus, 2406 nucleotides. The record is from the annotation of a GenBank genome assembly. Lineage: Eukaryota; Metazoa; Nematoda; Chromadorea; Rhabditida; Strongylidae.
CAGACCGGUAGCUGGGUCAAGGCCAGAAUGCUUUCGCGUCUCGCGCAAGGGACUAGGCUUCUUGCGCCAUAUAUGCGACAGCUUCCUGUCACAGCAUCAUUUAGUCAGGCCAAGCUGAACACUGAAAUCAAGGAUACAUCAGUCAAGGACAAGCCGUCUCAACCAAAAUCUGGCAUUAAUGUUCAAAAAGCACCUCAGAACUUGCAAACGAUCAAAGUUGAGCAUAAAGGCAAUGUCGCAGUCAUUAAAAUGGAUGUUGCUAAUAGCAAGGAAAAUCUGCUGAACGAUGCUUUAUCAGCUGAUCUCCAGACAGCAUUUGAACAGGCGAAGCGCGAUGACAGCGUAAAAGCAAUCGUUCUGAUGUCUGCAAAACCCAGUAGUUUUUUGGCCGGCGCCGAUUUGGGAAUGCUUAGCAAAGCUAAAACGCCUCAGGACGGAGUGGCAAUGUCAAGAAAGGGCCAAGAUGGAAUGAUGAAGAUAGAGCAGUCAAAGAAACCUGUGGUCGCUGCAAUUAUGGGCAGUUGCUUGGGCGGUGGUUGCGAACUGGCAAUGGCUUGUCAUUACCGUAUCGCUGUGAAUGAUCCAAUGACUCAAAUCGCAUUGCCUGAGGUCACGCUAGGACUUCUACCUGGAGCGGGAGGAACCCAAAGAAUAUUGAAGCUUGUGGCCCUCCCGAAUGCAUUGGAUGUGAUGUUGACAGGGAAGAAACUGAAAGCUGACAAGGCAAAAAAGAUCGGACUCGUAGAUUCUAUUGUUCAUCCUAUUGGUGCAGGUGUACAACCGGAGCCGAUCAAUACUCACAAAUACCUUGAGAAUGUAGCCGUGGAUACAGCUCAACAGCUUGCUAGUGGAGCGCUGAAAGUCGACCGAGAACCGAAGAUAUGGGAAAAGGGAUUGUCGAAGUUACUGUCAUACGAAUUUGUAACGGACAAGAUCGUCAUGAGGUAUCUCAAGGAUAAGGUCAUGAAGCAAACUGGAGGCAACUAUCCUGCUCCACUAAAAAUUUUGGAAACAGUACGCAAGGGUCUAGUCCAAGGCGUUACAGAAGGAUACUCCCACGAGUCUCAGUGUUUCGGCGAACUGAUGCACACAAAUCAAUCCAAAGCACUUGUGGGAUUGUUCAACGGGUCUGCGGAAUGCAGAAAGAACAAGUAUGGGAUUGGGAAGCCUGUGAAGGAAGUUGCUGUUGUGGGAGCAGGACUCAUGGGAGCAGGUAUCGCUGAUGUUACCAUCGAUAAAGGUCUAAAGUGUGUGCUGGUGGAUAGGGAUCAGCAGGGUUUGGAGCGUGGUCAAAAUCAAGUUGCCAACUAUAUGGAUAGUUUGGUCAAACGUCGGAAGUUUUCGAAGCUGGAUAAAGAAAGAACGGUCUGUAAUCUUGUCACCACCUGCGACUACGAUGCGAUGAAGAAUGCUAACGUUGUGAUUGAAGCCGUUUUUGAAGACUUACCUUUGAAACACAAGGUCAUAAAGCAGAUUGAAGGAAUUGUGGGCAAGGACACCAUCAUAGCCUCCAAUACAUCCGCUCUGCCAAUAAAAGAAAUUGCAAAAGUCUCCAGUCGUCCCGAUAAGGUGAUAGGCAUGCAUUACUUCUCUCCUGUUGAAAAAAUGCAGCUCCUAGAAGUUAUAGUCCAUGAUGGUACGUCAAAAGAAACUGUAGCAACGGCUGUCCAACUGGGACUGAAGCAAGGGAAGACUGUGGUUGUUGUUAAGGACUGCCCUGGAUUUUUCGUGGUACGGUGCUUAUCUCCAAUGAUGUCUGAAGUGAUCCGAUUGUUACAAGAAGGCGUACCUGCGCAGGAGAUUGACAAACUAAGCAGGCGGUUUGGUUUCCCUGUAGGAACUGCCACGCUUUCAGAUGAGGUUGGAUUGGAUGUUGCUGAGCAUGUUGCUAAGUUCCUAGGCGACGCGUUAGGACCCCGAGUGCGAGGAGGAUCGUCUGAUGUCCUCUCUGAUCUGGUAACGGCAGGGUUCAGAGGACGAAAAAGCAAAAAGGGUAUUUAUUCAUACCAGGAAGAUAUUCCGUUCCCGCUAUCCCUUAUACAAAGAGGAAAGAGCGUCAAUGGUGAUGCCUUGAAAAUUUUCGAUAAAUAUCGAUUGACUGCACCCCAAAAUUGCUCCUCUAUGGAAGACCAACAAUUACGUCUAGCCAGUAGAUAUGUUAAUGAAGCGUUAAUAUGCCUACAAGAAGGAGUGAUAGCUAGUCCCAUGGAGGGCGAUGUCGCAUCAGUGUUAGGUAUUGGAUUCCCACCAUUUUGGGGUGGACCAUUCCGAUUUGUAGAUCUGUAUGGAGCGAAGAAGUUGGUUAAUGUCAUGAAUAAGUUUGCAUCGGCAUAUCCCCCUGAGCAGUUCACUCCUUGUCAGCUUCUCAAGGAUCAUGCGCAGAGUGGAAAGAAGUUCUAUCCAUAG